Molecule: messenger RNA, 1929 nt
Organism: Loa loa (African eye worm)
Lineage: Eukaryota; Metazoa; Nematoda; Chromadorea; Rhabditida; Onchocercidae
Exons: 12
Coding region: 1-1929 (642 amino acids)
Source: RefSeq, a predicted model, not a curated record
AUGCAACGAAUUAAAGAAAGUAUUCCAGUUAUUAUUGGAGCUGUUGGUGAUGAGAUUGAAUUACAUUGUCCUGCUACUGGUGCACCCGGUGUAUACGGUGAAGUGAAAUGGGAAAAAGUUAAUGAUGAAUUACCGUAUGCUUAUUCAAUUCGUCAAGGCAUUCUACAUUUAAAUGAUGUUAAACGAACGGAUGAAGGUGUUUACAGAUGCAUCAUACGAACUGAUUCCGGUUUAGCAACUGUUACACAUGUUCAUUUGAAAGUUUCUGAUUUUGUACCAUUAUUUGGUGGAAAUGGUUAUAUGGAAUUGAAACCAUUAACGGAUGAGCAAUGGAAUGAUAUCAAUAUGAAAAUUUCAUUCAAACCUAAAUCACCGAAUGGUUUGUUGCUAUAUACAGAACGACAAAAUUCGAAUAAUCCAAAUGAAACAAUCAAUUAUUUAAGUGUUGGAUUAAAAAAUGGCUUUGUAAUUUAUCGAUACAAUGUUGGUGCUGGAUCAGCUAAAUUAAUGAGUACUUAUCCAGUGGUAAUGAAUGAAUGGCAUAAAAUUGAAAUUAUCAAUCAACCAAGUCAAGCAACAUUACUUGUUGAUGAAGAUGAUAUUAUUGAACAGGAUAAUUAUUAUUUCAAUACUAGUGAAGGUAUAUCAAAUAUUUUAAAUAUUGCUGGUACUAAAGAUGAAGCAACAAUGAAACGUUCAACAUUUAAUCAACCAUUUGUCGGAACAAUUACUUCAUUAACAAUAUCCGAUGAAAGGAUCAAUUUUGGUGAAAAUAUUUUGACAAAAUCAUCAAAUAUAGAAAAAGAUACGGCAUGUUCAUUAGGAUUAUGUCAACAUAAUUCCAUUUGCAUACCAACAAAUGUCCAUACUGGUUUCAUUUGUGAUUGCUCAAAUGCCAAAGGUUAUGAAGGUGAAUUUUGUGAGCGCAAAAUUCUAAAAUGCGAUCAUGUUACUUGUGGAAUUGGAACAUGUGAAUAUCGAUCAGAUGGUACACAAUUUUGUCAUUGUCCAAAUGGACGAUAUGGUGAUCGUUGUCAACUUUUAGAAAGUGACAAUAUUAUUGAAUCAGUUCAAUUUAAUGGUGAAACUUCAUACAUUGUUUUACCAAAAUCAAAAACACUUCGUAAUUUUCGUCUAAAAAUGGAAAUUGAACCACGAUCAACAAAUGAUCAAUUAUUAGCAUAUCAAGCAAGUGAUUACAAUCCAAAACGAUCCAAUUAUUUAGCACUUGCUAUACGUCGUGGAAAAUUUGUUUAUCUUUACAGUAGUAGCGAUGGUAAUAUAGAAAUUGAAUCAUCGGAUGAAGUGAAAAUAAAUGUACCAUAUCAGCUUGACCUAAAACGAUUUGGUAAUCGAGCUGAAUUACGAAUAAAUGGUACGAAAAUUCCAAUUCGUGGUAAACUUUCAACAUUUUUACCAGGUACUAAUUUAUUCAUUGGUGGUAUACCGUCGGGAAUUAUGGUAAAUCCGAGAAUUGGUGGUGCAGCAUCAUUUAAAGGAUGUAUUUCAAAGAUUGUUUUAAAUGGAAAUGAUAUAAAUUUGGCGGAAAUAUUGAAAAAAUCAUCACAUGAUGUGACGAUAUGUCAACCAUAUAAGAAUGGUGACAAUGUUGACAUUCAUGUACCAUUCAUUUGGACAACAUUAUUACCACCAAAACCUACAACAAAACCUAUUGCAACAUCAACUUUUGUACAAAUGAAAUUAAUGGAAAAGAAUAAUGAAAUAAUUGAUGAAAUUGGAACAACAGAUAUGAUGAUAUUGCAAUCAAACGAUACUACAAAAGCAUUAUCAUGCAUUGGUGAUGAUUGUGCAUUACAAUGUACACCAGAUAUAUGUGGUGAUCAUGGUGAUUGUGAAAUAAUUAAUGGGACACAUAUCGUAUGCUCAUGCCGUGAUUAUUAUGAUGGAAUAAAUUGUGAAAUUUGUUAG